GAGCUUGGAGAAGUGGACUGGAGCGGUAAAGCCAGAAGUGCCCAGUGCCUAUUCCCUGUCAUUGCUCCAGUGGAGAACCGCGUGGUGCAGACCUAGGUGCGGAGGAGUCGGCGGGUGUUGCGGGGACGCGAAAACUCCCAGGAGCCGCAGUCGCCGCAGUCGCCGCGGGGCGGCCUGGGAAAGUCAGCAGCGCCGUGGCGGGAACCGCAGCCCGGCGGCCCUGGAACCUCCCAGGGUCAACUGAUCACCCAGAUCUGCUCACUGUGCUGCAGAACAAAGAGGCCUGGAAGAUGGAGAGGGAGGAGACAGUAGCUAAGGAUGCAGGGCAGCAAGCCAUCUAUUCAUUGCUCUUGAAAGAGAAACUCAAAGAAGAGAAACAGAAAGAAAUGGCUGAUUCUCCAGUAAACUCCCAGGGUCUGUUGACAUUCAGGGAUGUGACUGUAGACUUCCUUCAGGAAGAGUGGGAAUGCCUGGACUCUGCUCAGAGGGCUUUGUACAUUGAUGUGAUGUUGGAGAAUUACAACAACCUGCUCUCAGUGGAAAACUAUUACGUAUGUGAUCCUGUCCAUCAACAUAUGAAGACUGAAAAAGAGUCUUAUCAGUGUAAUAAGCUUGACGACAUGCUUCAUGACCCCACCACAUGUGCACUUUAUAGAACAUGUGAUGCUACAGAAAACUCUAAUAACUACAGGUGCAGUAAUCACAGGGAUGACUCUAUUGACUCAUCAAACCCAGAUAGACAUGACAGCAUGCACACUGGAGAAGAACCUUGCAAAUCAAGAGACUGUGAGAAAUCUUUAAAUUUGUGUCCCAACAUUAAUAAAGAUCAGAGACUCUACACUGCAAAGAAAGAGCACAGGCAGGAAGAAUGUGGUGACACUUUUGGUUCUAGAAACAGUCUUUUCCAACAAGCGGUCUACAUUGUAGAGAAACCACACCAAUGUGGGAAAUGCAAAAAAUCUUUCGGUACUGCCUCAAGUCUCACUGUACAUCAGAGAAUUCAUAAUGGAAAUAAGCCCUACAAAUGCAACUUUUGUGGCAAAUCCUAUAACCAUUGUGCAAAUCUUAGAAUACAUCAAAGACUUCAUACUGGAGAGAAACCUUACAAAUGCAAAGAAUGUGGAAAGUCAUUUCGACAGUCUGCAGCUCUUAAAAGCCAUCUGGAAAUACAUACUGGAGAGAAGCCUUAUAAAUGUAAGGAAUGCAGCAAAUCCUUUGCCCACCAUUCCAGUUUCAGGAGACAUCAGAAAAUCCAUACUGGAGAGAAGCCUUACAAAUGCAACAAGUGUGACAGGGCAUUUACACACUGUGGAUCACUUAGAUGGCAUCAGAAAAUUCAUUCUUUAGAGACAUUUUACAAAUGUAAAGAAUGUGGUAAGUCCUUUCUUGAAUUAUCACAGCUUAAAAGGCAUCACAGAAUCCAUACUGGUGAAAGGCCUUACAAGUGUGAGGUCUGUGACAAAUCCUUUACUGUGAACUCACAUCUUAAAAGACAUCAAAGAAUUCAUACUGGGGAGAAACCUUACAAAUGUAGGGAAUGUGACAAAUCUUUUACUACAUGCUCAUAUCUUAGAGAACAUAAGAAAAUUCAUACUGGGGAGAAACCUUACAAAUGUAGGGAAUGUGACAAAGCUUUUACUACAUGCUCAUAUCUUAGAGAACAUCAGAAAAUUCAUACUGGGGAGAAACCUUCCAAAUGUGGAGAAUGUGACAUGUCUGUAACUCAGGGGUUUGCUCAUAGAGAACAUCUAACAAUUCAUACUAGGGAGAAGCCUUACAGAUGUGGAGAAUGUGACAAAUCCUUCACCCAGCAUUCACAUCUUAGUACACAUCAGAGAGUUCACACUGGAGAGAGACCUUACAGUUGUAAGGAAUGUGACAAAUCAUUUACUAGGUAUUCCUACCUCAGAGCACAUCAGAAAAUUCAUACUGGACAGAAACCUUACAAAUGUAAGGAAUGUGAGAAAUCCUUUACAGACAACUCACAGCUUAGAAGACAUCAGACUGUUCACACUGGAGGGAAAGCUUACAGUUGUAAGGAAUGUGACAAAUCCUUUACCCGUAGUUUAAACCUUAGAAUACAUCAGAGAAUCCACACUGGAGAGAGACCUUACAGUUGCAAGGAAUGUGAGAAAUCUUUUACUACCUGUUCAUUUCUUAGAGAACAUCAGAAAUUUCAUACUGGAGAGAAGCCUUACAAAUGCAAAGUCUGUGAGAUAUCCUUUAAUCAGAUAGUGCAUCUUAGAACACAUCAGAGAGUUCAUACUGGAGAGAGACCUUACAAAUGCAAAGACUGUGAUAUGUCCUUUAAACAGGUAGGGCAUCUUAAAACACAUCAGAGGAUUCAUUCUGGAGAGAGACCUUACAGUUGUCAGGAAUGUAACAAAUCUUUUACUAGGUGUUCCUACCUCAGAGCACAUCAGAAAAUUCAUACUGGAGAGAAACUUCACAAAUGCAAAGACUGUGACAUGGCCUAUAUCUAUGUUUCAAAUCUUAGAAGACAUCAGAGAGUUCACACUGGUGAGAAACAUACUAUUAUAAAUGAUGUCACAUAAUAUUGUUUUAAGUAUUCUCUACUUAUAAAUCCCAACAGUAUACAUAACAGAAGCAUAAAGAUAAGAAACUUGCAAAAGUCUCGAAAGGUACUUUAAAUGUUAGAAAAUAUCAUGGAGUUUAUAUUAAAAUAAA
Microtus oregoni (creeping vole) is the source of this 2688-nucleotide messenger RNA. Its product is annotated as zinc finger protein 54-like. Lineage: Eukaryota; Metazoa; Chordata; Mammalia; Rodentia; Cricetidae. Gene Ontology annotation, cellular component: nucleus. The transcript has 5 exons. Gene Ontology annotation, molecular function: RNA polymerase II cis-regulatory region sequence-specific DNA binding; DNA-binding transcription activator activity, RNA polymerase II-specific. Gene Ontology annotation, biological process: regulation of transcription by RNA polymerase II. The record is from RefSeq and is a predicted model, not a curated record. Bases 291 to 2555 code for a protein of 754 amino acids.